AAAACCAGUAGCAUCAGCAGCAGCAGCAGCAGCCGCCGCCGCCACCACCGCCGCCACAGCAGUAGCAUUAGCGGCAGUAGCAGCAUUUAGCAAUAGCUUUAACAGCUAUAGCGACAGUAGCAGCCGCCCUCCUCUCUCCCUCUCGCGGACGGCCGCAGCCACCGCACAGAGCGGGCUCCAGGCGCCGAGCGCGCAGCCCGCUCGCUAGGUAGCUCCAGCCGGGGCGAGCGACAGUGUAAGCGAAGCACGGACCCUUGGAGCAGCCGGGCAGCCGCGGAGGCUCUGAGUUUCAGGGCCAGAGCCCGACAGCUCUGACUCCAUCUAGCGCGGCGGCGGCGGAGCCUGAGGGAGCGAGCGAGGAGAGAGGCGCGUCCACCUGGCGGGCCCAGCGUAUGGAGCUGAGGCAGAGGCGGCGGCGGCGGCGGCAGCAGUAGCAGCGGCGGUGGCGGCUAAGGCAGCUCGAACAGCUGCGGCGACGGCGACAGCCCAGCCUUGACUGCGACCGCGCUAGCUACAGCGCCUGCUGCCUGAGCCCGCCAGCGACGUGCGCCUCGGGAGUCGGCCUGUGAGGUUGGACAGCAUUUGGACUUGGAAUGAAACAAUAAGAGGUUAUAUUCAUGGAUAACCAACAAGAUAAGGCUAUUGUUGCCUCAGCCAACGGAGAAAACACUCUGAUUAAUGGGGUCAAAGAAAAUGACUCAGAGGACCAGGAUGUGGCAAUGAAGUCAUUUGCAGCUCUAGAAGCUGCUGCACCUAUCCAGCCUACACCGGUGGCACAAAAAGAGACCCUGAUGUAUCCCAGAGGUCUCCUGCCUCUACCCUCUAAGAAGCCCUGUAUGCAGAGCCCGCCCUCUCCUUUGGGCCUGAUUGAAGCACCCGAACAUGCUGCUAAUAGUGCUUCUGUGAAUGCCAUCUCCCUCACAUCUGGCAUUGCAAAAGGCCUGAACACAUGGUCACUUCCCAAUGAAUGUGAGAAAGCUCCAUUUGCCAUAAUGGAGCCUGCAGGCAUGUCAGCUCUGAAUGGGGACUGUCUCAUGCAGCCAAGUCGGACUUGCUUAGGCUGCUUCAUGGAAUCCAAGGAUGCAGUAGAUCCUGAGCCAGGGAUCAGUCUGAAAGUUGGUGAUCUAAAUAGGGAUUAUGAAACGUGUGCAGUCUCUGAUAUAGGGAUUCAGUGUAUUAAUGCUGGAGAAAAUAUGAAAUAUGGAGAGCAGCUGCUCUCAGACCAGCUCCUAGGCUUCCCCCUGCAUAAGUCAAGGGCAGGAGACAGACGAGAAACUGAGAAACCUGACAUUGACUUGGAGGAUCCGGCUCAGAAAAGCUAUUAUGAGGCAUUACUGUUAGACAAGUGCAAUACAGAAGAAGCUUUGCUUGCAAAUUCCAAUCAGGAUUGGGGUUACUUCGAGACUUUUAUUAGUGAAAGUAAGAUUGAACUGCUUGACCUCUGUUCCAAAAAUGAGCUGUCUGUCAACCUAUUCUCUGAAGAAGAUGUGGAUAACUACAUGUUUGAUGAUGAUGAAUCAACACUAGGCAGUGAUGUCUGCUCCCUGAAAAUUCGAUAUGAAUCCUUUCAGGACAAUGUUCGAGACAAGACUACUCUUUUGAUGCAGGAAGAUGCCCAAUUCAACUUUUUUCCCAGCGUCUUUACUACCUGCCCCAAGCGAGAGUCUAAGAGUGGGGCCCUGAAGCAGAGCAGUGAUUUUUCCCAAUUCAAGGUCCCUGAUGUGAGCAUCAUCUGGGGGGAGGAAGAUAAAAACUUGGACAAGAAGAAAGGCAAAGAGGAAGGACAGGAAGACAAAGGUGUAGAGAAGAAAGAUGGAAAGGAUAAUGGAGAAAAGCCUGCCUUAAAUAAACCAUGCAGUGGGACUGAAGUAGAGCAACUUAAGAAUCCAAAGCAGGGCCAUCUUGCUAAUUCCCUGGAGACAUCAGGGAGUUUCAGUGAUGAUAGUUCCUUCAUUGAGAUCUCAUAUGAUGCUAUGGGUGAGAUCAAGGACUGUAGUCGCUAUAUGGCUCGGGACACUAAUUCUGGCAGCUCCUCCUCCCAACAGAACUAUGGGCUGCGAGCCAAGAGAAAAGUCAGAUACAGUGAAGAUUAUCUAUAUGAUGUUGACUCACUAGAGGGUGAAAAAGUAAAUGAGAGGAAGGAAUGGCUGCCAGUUGGUUCCAAAGAGGAAGAUGAUGAUGAAUGGUGUCCCAAAAAGAGAAGAAAAGUAACCCGUAAGGAGCCCCCUGUUAUUAUCAAAUAUAUCAUCAUUAAUCGCUUUAAAGGUGAGAAGAACAUGCUGGUGAAGUUGGGUAAGGUGGAUGCCAGUGAGACAACAGUGAAUUUGAGUGAGAAUCAGCUCAACAAAUAUGCCAAGCUGGCACCCUUGAAAGGCUUCUGGCAAAAGAAGAAGAAGCAGAGAAACACCAACACGGACUCCAUCAAGACACCUUUUUCCCAAAAGCAAAGCUUUGAACCAGGUAGCUUUGAGGUGUCAUUUCUGCCACCUGCUCGCAAACGAAAAUCUAAACUUGGCAACAGGCACAGGAUUCAAAGAAUCCCAUCCAUUGAAAUUUCAGCAAGUAGUAAACAGAUUUCAUUAUGUAAUGAUCAGAGGCACGCUAGUAAUCAUAAAGAAGAUGGAGGCCUAAAAGGUACACUGAAGUCAGCACCUCUGGGUGCUCCUAGCUGUGCAAAUGGAUCACAUUUAAAUGACAUCACAGGCCCUGACUCAGUGAAAGUCAAAGCCCAAGACACAGAGUUUAAGGGGCCAGAGAGGAAAGUGCUCAAUAAAAUCAAAUUUAAAAGUGAAGCUAGGUUAAAAUCUAAGAAAGUCAAAGCUGCUGGGCAAGAAAGCAAGCCAAUUGUUCAAAUGAGCCCUCUCUUGGAAAACCAAUCCUCAAAGGCUAAUUUAAAGAAUGAAGUUAUUCCUGGGACAUCAAACAGUUCCCGUCUAUCUGAAUUUCAUGAGGCAAAGGCUGCUAAGAGUUCCACUUUUCUACCAACGACAUGCUCUUCUGAAAUGCCUUUAUCAUCUGCUAAUGUUACCACUAAUAUACCUGUUAUCCCGGGAGGGUAUCUGCAGACAUUGUUAGAUGCUUCUGACUUGUCAAAUAACACUAGUAUCUCAUACUUCAGCCACCAUUCUCCAGAGCAAAAUGAAGGCAGCCUCACUCAAACCGAAAAAUCAUUUGUACCCCUCCAGCCUACCCAGGACUGUGUGCUCACCUCAUCCUCUGACUCUGAGCUGCAGCAGUCAUCUCAUAACUUCAAAAUGGAAUCAAGCAACUAUAGAAAUGUGUGGCCCAACAAGGCUACUUCUGGCACCCAGGAAUUCAUGGCUGAAGUCUCAAGGGAGAUAGCCCCAACCCAAUCCAGUGAAUUUGGAGCCUCCCAAGUAGUCUCCAUGGAAAAUAACCUCACACCUACAACAUACAAUCCAAUCUGUCUCAAUAGUGGUGGCAGUAAUUGCAACAAGGUCCUGUAUGACUCCAUGCAAGAUACCCAACUCCCAUCUGAUGACUCUUACCAAUUAUGUCACUUUAAUAAUGGAGAGAUCUGCUUUCCUUUCCAGCAGGGGCCAGUCAAUAUGGAUGAUGGUCGGCUCUUUAGCUUUGAUUCAAUGGCCCCACUCUCUGUCAGCUCAAGUAAUUAUUGCUCCUUAAGCUUGAAGUCCUGUGAAAAGGAUGGCGAUGAUGAUAUCACUGAUGACUUCCUGGCCCAUUGCAGCCCUAAGCUGGUGAUCCAGCAAAGCAUUGAUGAGAUAGCACCACUAAAGGAGUCCACUGACCUCCUGGAUAUAUCCAACUUCACCCCUGACAAAUUCCGCCACUCUUCCCUUUCAGAGAUGUCCCCACCGGACACCCCUAGUCUUUCCCCUCAAAUUACCAGAUGUGAGAGUAUGAAGACACUAGGAACACUAAAGGGGUUCCAAGAGGGUGUCCCAGGACCAUUGGACAGUGUGGAAAAAAUCAAGUGGGACUGCAGUACCCUUUCACGGCAGGUCCAAAUGGAGGAUGGAUUUACUUUAAAUAAUCACCAGUUUCAGUUCCAUAUGUUCAAUGAUGAGGAUUCUGUCAGCCUGCUCCAAAAAAACCCUUGCCUGUCAACAUUUAAUGAUCCAUCUGGUCAAAUUAGUACCAACAACAAAGUGUCAAAAUCAAGAAAGAAAAGUUCACCCAGCAAGAGUGGGGCUAUGAACCAAAGCUCUUCUCAGAAAAACACCAGGAAAAAAUCCCUCAAAGGUAACAACAAGGGGAUUGAAAAACCACCUGGCAAAAACUCCCGCCAGGUCCCUAAGUCCACAAAGAAAGGGAAAUACAUGGCUGCCAUCAAUGGAGAGAAAAUGCAAAUUGGCAUUGGCCGUGGGGGAAGCCAAACCAACACCAUAUCCUCCACUGGGAAGACAUUGGCUGAAUGUAUCCAACAUGGUGGCCCUAUGGCCUCUAUGAAGAUGCCAAGUCAAAAGGGACUUUCUGGAGAUUGGGCCUUGGGGAAGGAGAGCAGCCCAGGCUGGAGUGAUAUGAGCAUGGGCACCAACACCAACAGCCUUCUGGAUGAUGACCAACGGGAAUUUCAGGAGCCUUCCUAUAUCUUGUCCAACAUUGCCUCUGGUAUGGCAGAUGUGCAGAGAUUCAUGAUGGCCUCCAUAGAGCCCCUUUGGGAACCCAUGGAGCACCAUGGGGAUCCCAACAUAUUCUACUCCCCUGAGUCCAAUAGUCUAAAAUUAAAAACCCUCAAAAUAUUGGCUGGGACACCACAGGAGUCUAAGAAAAAGAUCAACAGUGGGUCCCAAGGAGCCACUAAGAAUCACAGGUCAAUCAAGGGUGUGAGCAAAAGCAAUGGGAAAACAGCAAUAGGUGAUCCUGGUCGUGCAAACAUGCCUGGUUAUAACGAGGACUCUCGCUCUACCUUCUUUGAUAAAAAGUAUAGUAACAUGAGCACUUUAGGCAAUAACGGACCGACACACAAAAAGUUGUAUCGUCACAAAUCCAGCUCCAAGGCCCUGAGAGAUGAGAAAUGUAAGGGAAAGCACAUGGAGCGAGAACAGGUCCACAAGGAUGAGUCUGGGACAGCUUCUUUUGAAAAACUGAGGGAUUCCGACUACAAUCUCCUAAAAGCAGAAACAACCUUUUGGGUUUUACCUGUGUUUGAAGAAGAGACUCGCAUUUUCCAGAAAGACAUUUGAUGUUUGUGUUUUAUUUCUUUCAAAAUAUGCCUUGUGGUAUGUAUGUUGACAUGUAAGUGCUUAAAGAAAAGAAUUUUAAAUUGUGGGAAUACGUCUUUGGAGCAAACUUUAAUCUCAUGUUCUAUGUAAAAGACUUAAAAAGUCAUACAGUUGCACAAGUAGUUUAUGCACUAUUUACCCACAAGGAAAAAAUUGAAAACAUUGUGCCAAACUACAAACAAGUGACUGUACUGUAUAUAUUUUUACUUCUAUAUCAACAUUUGGUUGUAUUUGGGGAAGUUGUCCCUGUUAAUUUACUAGAAACAUUCCAGUGAUUCUUGCUAUUAACCACCCCCACUUAUGUGGAUAGCACCUGUAGAUCAUGGUGGAAAAAUAUGUUGUGUUACACAAUUUACCAAAAUUAAAGGAUACUGUUUGAAAUGUGCCAAAUUUUCUUACCUCAUCUCACAGAUUCACCCACAGUUUAAAGCUCAUUAAUUAUUUUUAAAUGGAUAUAUACACACCCAAACAUAUAUAUGUAUAUGUUUGUGUGUGUGUGUGUGUGUGUAUAUAUAUGUAUAUAUAUAUAUACACACACACACGUUCUUUUAAAGUUUUAGACUCUACUGUCCUGUGUGGAAACAUGAACAGCUAAACAAGGCAAAAUAAAGAUUUUCUUGUUCCAUUGUGUAAGGGUUAAAAUUUUGGAAAAGUCUGAAGGCCACAACAGCUAAGUCCAUCAGGGACCCAAGUAUAUGCAUUUACAGAACGUUUUACAAGGAAACAAAACAGCUGCUUUCAAAGUUUGUUUUCUAAAAGCAAAAUCUGUAGCUGAAAAUUAUUUAAAGUGCAAAGUUAUAUUGCUGAUACUUUAUAUCUCAGUUUUAUAUAUUUUAUAAUAGUCUGGGAUAAAUUAUAAAAAUAGCUAUAAAAUCAACACUAAUGAUAAAUGAAGUAUAUAGAAUGCUUUUAUUUAAAUAGUUUCCUAAAUGUUUUAUUCCAGUUUUGUCAAAAGUGCACUCAUAUCAUGGCUUUAGUGUUCUUUCAGUGUUUAAUCUUGCAAUGCCAAUGUCAUUUAAAGAAAAUGUUAAGGCAUCCCAGUUCAACCAAAUUUUUCUUCUUAUGAGUAAAGUACAUUUACUAUCAGAUAAGAUGAACAAUUUGUGGCAACAACUGAUUUGGGCCAUAUACCCUUAGUCUGAGGAUAACCAAUAUUUGAUGCCACACACUAAACUUAAAUCUCAAUUUUAAGUACAAAUUUUUAAAUCACAUUUUUUAUUCAGUACUCCCCCUACUUUUUAAAAAAAAUUUCACAGCCCCAACAUUCCUCACUACUACUUUUUCUUCCCUUUUAUUCACCACUUGACUUCUAACAUUUGAUCUCUUUUCUUUGCACAAUUGAAGGCCUGUGCAUCUGAUGACUGAUGCAUUAUGGCACAGAUGAGAUAAUGGAUGUGAGAGCGCUUUGUAGAUCAUAAAGUGCUAUACAGAUAUAGGGGAUUAAUAUUAUUAAUAUUGUUAGUUGUUGUCGUUGUUACUAUUCUUAUUAAUAUUGUUACUAACCUAUUAACUUGUGAAUAUAUAGGCUGGGGUGGGAGGGUGGAGAAUAAGUGGGAAGGGAAAAAGGGGAUUUAACAAAAAAAGGGAAGAUGUUUCAAAAGGAAAAUUUUAAGCAAAAUAUGAACCUACCUAGUCAAUGCCACCUAAAUGUAUUCACAAACAGAGAAGCAACAUUUGAAAGUAGUCAGAGAGAAAUGGAAGGAAGCCUGUCAUGUAUAUAAGUAUAUACACUUCCCGGUCCAUGAUUCCUUUCACCAGCCUGCUCUAUUCCUUACAGCUGGGUCGUAAAAUGAACAAGCCUGUGUUCUUGAUCAUGUGUGUUCCCAGCGUCAGUCUCUUGUGUCUGUGGGGAUGAGUGGGUGAGGAGCAUUCUGUGAGGCUGGUACAGGCCCAUUCCUAGGCUUUAAUGCUCUGUUUGCAGUGAGCCCUGGAAAAUUACUUAGUGGAAAGGCACCAGAUGAAACAUGUCUCCUGCCCCAUAGCUACCAUUCAAAAGGGAAAAUAACCAAACUGGAAAACCUUCUUCUAUUUCUCUAUUCUGAUAGCUAGCUGUACUAAAUGCUAUGGCCAGUCCCUAGAAACUGGUCUUUGUUUUGUUUUUGUUUUUGUUUUUGAUUUUUCUGUUUUGCAGCUGAAUUUUGGCUUGGAAUCACCAACUCUGCCUGUAUUGUGAUCCCCAAGACUCCAGACCUCAGAGUCACCUGCUGGCUUAGAGGAGUGGAGUGCUUUCUAUGUAAUGAAAAGGUGGCAAUUAAUGAAAAAAUAAAGAAAAUGUUCCAUUAAUACAAUGUGUUUUUAUAAAAGUAAAUAUGGGAGCAGUUGUCCCAGUUUUUUUUCGGUAUCAGUUCAGCUUUGGAGAAUGGGGUGUGAGUGGGGUAGGACAGCCUGAAACUGUUGGAAACAAUUUCCUUGUGAGAACUUGCUAUCAUAAGUCCUUUGGAAUGGAUAUUCUUUCAGUUGCUCCUAUGGAGCCCAUUAAGGGCCAAUUCUAGGGCAUAGUUCAUCCCUUUCUCCAAAGAGAAUUGUUAUUUUAAAGUACCUUUUUAAUUGGCCUGCAGUGUAUUAUAUGUUUUUAAUAUAUAAAUUAGUGACGCAUAACCAGUCACUUUGUACUGAAACAUAAAAAGAAACAGAGUUUGAGAAAUGAGCAAUAGGCCGAGGCAGAAGAUGUUUAUUCUCUUAAUUGCAUUUAAUAUUCCUCUCAGUACAUUGUGUUCUGAGAUGUUCAUCAUUUAGCAUUUUGUUGGUCCUGUCUCUGCUCUCACAGUUCUUUUUCUUCCUGUCAUAACCAGCUGCCUUAGUAGAGUAUAAAAAUAGUGUUUUGCCCUAUCACUGGUAUCUCAAGUCAGAAAUAUAUAUUAUCCUUGGUCUGAAAUUCCUGAUUACCGCUCCCUUCUAACCUUCCCCCUCUGAGAAGCUGUUUCCUAUUAAUGCCUCCCUAACAGAGUCCCAUUUAAUCUUUACUUUCCUGGAAAUGGUAACCUCCCUUAUUCUUCUUACUUAAUCUCAGACCUUGGUCUUAGAAUUUUUCUUUUAUGGUCUCAUAUCCCACCUGCCCAAAUUGUCAGGGCUCAACAAUCUUAGGCUGCUUUCUUCUGGAAGUUCAGAAGGAAACCUUCCCAUUCUUAAUUGCCUUUAAUUGCUUUGGCUAUUUUCAAAUCUAAUUUUUUAAUUAAAUUUUUUUUAAUUUUUAUAGAGUAGGGGUACAAGGACAGUUGUGUUACAUGGAUAUAUUGCUUAGUGUUGAAAUCUGGGCUUUUAGUGUACCCAUCACCGAAAUAGUGUACAUUGUACCCAAUAGGUGGUAUUUCAUCCCUCAAAUAUAAUUUUAAACACACACUCGUGCCCACAUGGACAAAUUAUAUCACAUGACUGAGGAAACUUAGAAAUUCCUUUUCCCUGAAGAUCUGUUAAGAAUAGGUCUCAUCUCCUGCCCUGGUUAGGUGCUAUAUUAUAUGGAGAAGGGUAUUGAGACUUUGGGGGUCAUGUUUGGGCUGUGAUAACUGGCUUGAACCAGUGACCAUCCUUUCUGCCUCGCCAAGGUCUCUUAUACCAGCUUCUUCACAUAUGCUGCUUCCUCCCAGCUUUCCCUUCUGACUUCUUGUUACUCUGCAACUAUGUGUCAAGGCCUUACCUUUUCCUGAUGUUUUCAAACCUCCUGCAUUACUUUGAUCAUCACUUCUUCAGCCAUCUCACUGAAGUCCUUGGUGCUAGCUGGGCUUUUGUGACAACUUUCACCUUCUCUGAACUUUUUCCUUGCUGGGAAGCAUCUGCGUGUGUGAGGGGGCUACGGAGGGAAGUGUGUGUGUGUGUAAGAGAGAGGCAAAAGGAUGCUUCAAAAGCUAUAAACAACUCUAGCAAGCAUCCUAAGUCCUAUGUGAGGUUUUGCAGUUCUAGUGAAUUUCUGUUUUAGUAGGUUUCAAUUAGCAUUUACUGCCUAAAGGAGAAAAACCAUAUCCAAGGACCUUUUAGCCAUGCUUGCUAUUACCAAGCUGGACCAGUGUGAUGUAGAUCCAACAUGUCUUCAGCUUACAGAUGCUCUCAGAACAGUUCCAAGAAUUGAAGAGAGCUAAGUUUUUAUGCUGAAGAGGAGAAUGGAGCACUAGCUAGUCCUAACUAUUGCUAGAAAUAGAAAUGUUUAUUUUCUCCUUUAUUAUUGAGAAAUUAUCUAAUUUAAGGAGUAACCAUUUUCAUUUAGGGAUUUUUUUAAUGACUGCCCAUCACUACAGAAAUAUGUUCUUUUUAUAAAAUAAAACUAAUGUGAGGUUGGUUUGUUUUCUAAUCAUAAAAUUCACUAAGCCUAUAGUUACAUUUAGAAGAUUUAGUACCAAAAUCAAACUUUUAGUAACAAACAGGAAUCUUGUCAACACAAUGUAGGCCAGGGAUUUUGUAAAGGUUUCUCAAAGACCCAAAUAAGGGAGAAAAAAAUUUUAGUUGGGCUGUUUAACUUGGGAAACACUGUCAUCAGCUUGAGGGUCCUCAGCCAGCAUGUGAUUAUUUUGAUGACAGGACUCAGGCUACCCUUUAAGGCACAUUUUUUACUCAGCAUUAAACACUAGCUACAGUCGUGAAGCAGAGCUCCCAUUGCAGCUACAUACUUGAGAUGUACUCUUGGUUUCAGAAUCGUAACUAAGAGGUAAGGCAUUGGAGAAGGACAAUGUAAAAGACAGAGGUUUAGAACAAAGUUUAUGGUGUGAAUGAGGCUUUCAAAAUCAGUAUCUGGGUAAAUUGAUACUAAAGACACUGAAGAAACACUCAUCCACAUAAGAUGGAAAGGAUGUCUGUCCAUCUAACAAGCUCAGGGGUUUCUGAGUCUCAGAAUGACAUCCCAUUUCAAAAAGAAGAAAAGAGAUAUUGAAAUCAUUCUGCCUGUUUGAGAGAUGACUGGUUAUUUACAGCACAAAAAAAGGCUUAGAAUGAAAACUAGAAGAGGCCUUUUGUUUUUCACUCCCAGUGAGGAGAGUAGAAAUCUUAAGAUGCUCUACUGGGCUACCUGUAGCACUGACUGGAGUUUGCUGCCUACAGAGUUUUGAAUGUACUAGUCCUUAGUUUCCAUAGAACUGAAUGCACCUCUUUAGUAAGUUGCUGAUUUAUGGUGCUAAAGAAAAUGAUUAUUCCCAUUUUUUUCUUCUUCCCCAAGCCCCUUAAGCAUUUAAGAAAAUUUAAAAUAAAAGCGUUAGAGGCCCUUUUUAUGAAUGUAACCUAAGUUUCUGUUUGACAUAUGACACUGCAACUUAAAAAUGUUAGGAAAUUAUUUGCCUUUUUUUUUCUUUUAGAGUUAAGCUUUAUAAAUAAUCUGUAGAAUCAAUUGAAGUUUAAAGCUUAAGGAUCACUCUUAAGACGUCUACAAAAUCUUGUAUAUUUUUAAGUGUGCCAAUUUGUAACAUAUUUUGUAAGUGUAUAUUUUUCUUAGAAAAGUGCUGUGAAGUGUCUGUAUGUGAGAGUUUUCCUUUUUCUGCACCACUAGGUGCUAAUAAAAGGAUAUUUACUUCAAAGUUUCUGGUUUUAGAAACCACAAUACAAAGAAAAAAAAUACACUUUUGUUGGAAAUUUUGUAACACAAAACAUGUUGUGAAAGAGUGUAGUGAUCUUGUGCAAAAAAAAUGAACAUUUGUGAGCUUCUUGCUGUUUUAUAGAUUUUCUUGUAAAUUAUUCUUGUAACACUUCUGGUUUUGUUGUUCUUGUUGCGAAGGUUUCAAAUAUUUGUGACUGAAUGUACGGUGAAACUGUCAUAAUGUUACCUAGCUGAGUUUUGUUAUUGUUUAUGAAAUAAAUAAAAAGAAAAGUUUAAAAUACUGCUUUAGAAUCAUAUGUAUUAGAAAUCAAACCAUUUCUAAUUAAAUCUAUGUCCCAAAUAAAACGUUCUUUAUCAUCUAGAGCAGUGUUUCUCAAACUAUCUGUGGUGAGGGACCAAUAGUUUUUGCAAUCCAUCACAGACCAAUACUAUUAUAAAACACAACAAAAAUGAAUUUCUAAGAAAGUUAAAUGGAAAAAAGAUAUGCAAAAUAAAAGCCCAAAUGUAUUAGAUUUAACAUGUAAAAUUACAUUUCGAGAUAAACAUAACAUAAGGGGAAAGAAACGAAUUGCAAAAAGUUGGUACCCUGUUUGAGACAAGUCCACUCAUCAAUGUCAAAUUGCCAUAGAAGGUUCUAAUCAUACUUUGAAUAAUACUUUGACUAGACCAGCAGCAUUGCCAUCAUCUGGGAACUUGUUAGGAAUGCGAAAUUCCAAGCCCUACACCAAUUCUGCUGAAUGAGAAUCUGAAUUUUAACAAGAUCCCUAGGUGUUUUGUGUGCAUGUUAAAGUUUGAGAAGCACUGGGCUAGAGUUUUGUGUAGGGGAUUCUUUUGCCCCUCAAAUUGAGGAAUCAUCUUCUAGUGUGUCCAGUCUUCAAAGACCUUAAAACAAAUUGUGUCUUUGUUUUGUGAUCCAGAUGGAAUCUGCAGAGAUGCAGUCCUCUCAAAGUGUUAAAGCUGUUUAUUGAAAGUAAUAAAUGCUGAUUUGCCUGGUA
Molecule: messenger RNA, 11717 nt
Organism: Homo sapiens (human)
Lineage: Eukaryota; Metazoa; Chordata; Mammalia; Primates; Hominidae
Gene: NEXMIF
Product: neurite extension and migration factor
Exons: 4
Coding region: 618-5168 (1516 amino acids)
Cellular component (GO): nucleus; cytoplasm
Source: RefSeq, marked validated